Molecule: messenger RNA, 369 nt
Organism: Rotaria sordida
Lineage: Eukaryota; Metazoa; Rotifera; Eurotatoria; Philodinida; Philodinidae
Source: the annotation of a GenBank genome assembly
AUGCAAUUUUUUCAAGGUAUUUUUAUGCCAAAAUAUGAUCCGACGAUUAAAGAUGUUUAUAAAAAGACUGUUGAAAUUGAUGGAAGACAAUAUUCAUUAGAAAUUCUUGCUACUACUGGAACACUAAAAUAUAUAACAAAAAAGGGUGUGGGUCUGGGUGUAAUCUUUUUUGAUCUUGUUCGACAAAUGAAUCGAGCAACAGACAAUCCAUAUAUUCGUGAUCGAAUAGAAGCACCAACAGCAAUUAGGCCCGGACCAACUAUACCAGGACCAACUAGACCACCACCAACUAAUCCUACUUAUUCGGACACAUCAUCAAAAUCAUCUAAAAAAAAGAAAGAACAUAAGGGCAAUUGCAUUUUACUUUGA